Messenger RNA from Cuculus canorus (common cuckoo), 6135 nucleotides. It is a transcript of the gene VPS33A, whose product is annotated as VPS33A core subunit of CORVET and HOPS complexes. The record is from RefSeq and is a predicted model, not a curated record. Lineage: Eukaryota; Metazoa; Chordata; Aves; Cuculiformes; Cuculidae. The transcript is spliced from 14 exons. Gene Ontology annotation, biological process: intracellular protein transport; vesicle-mediated transport. Bases 39 to 1844 code for a protein of 601 amino acids. Gene Ontology annotation, cellular component: lysosome; CORVET complex.
GCGCGGCGCGCUCACAUGACCGGGCGGGAGGAGGCGCGAUGGCGGCGCACCUGAGCUCGGGCCGCGUGAACCUGACGGCGCUGCGCGAGGCCGGGCGGCGCGAGCUGCGCGAGUUCCUGGACAAAUGCGCGGGGUCCAAGGCAAUCGUGUGGGACGAGUACCUGACCGGGCCAUUUGGGCUGAUUGCGCAGUACUCACUGCUCAAGGAACAUGAGGUGGAGAAGAUGUUCACGCUCAAGCCAGGCCGCCUGCCUCAGGCCGAUGUCAAGAACAUCAUCUUCUUCGUCAGGCCCAGGCUGGAGCUGAUGGACAUCAUCACGGACAACUUGCUCAGGGAAGACAGAGGCCGCUCUCCUCAGAGGGACUUCCACAUCCUCUUUGUGCCGCGCCGCAGCCUGCUCUGCGAGCAGUGGCUGAAGGAGCAGGGCGUGCUGGGGUCCUUCAUCCACCGAGAGCAGUACAGCCUGGACUUGAUACCCUUCGAUGGAGACCUGCUGUCCAUGGAAUCUGAGAGUGCAUUCAAGGAAUGUUACCUGGAGAGCGACCAGACAAGUCUGUACCAUGCAGCAAAGGGGCUGAUGACACUGCAGGCUCUCUACGGAACCAUCCCACAGAUUUUUGGGAAAGGCGAGUGUGCCCGGCACGUGGCUAAUAUGAUGAUCAGGAUGAAGCGUGAGUUCCCAGGAAGCCAGAACUCAAUAUUUCCCGUCUUUGAUACCCUCUUGUUGCUGGACCGCAAUGUUGAUCUGCUGACACCGUUAGCUACGCAGCUGACAUACGAAGGGCUGAUAGAUGAAAUCUAUGGAAUUCAGAACACUUAUGUGAAACUCCCUCCUGAGAAGUUUGCCCCAAAGAAGCAGGGUGAGGGUGGGAAAGAUCUCCCCACAGAACCCAAGAAGCUCCAGCUGAACUCUGCAGAAGAGCUGUACGCUGAAAUCCGAGACAAGAACUUCAAUGCUGUGGGGUCAGUGCUGAGCAAGAAAGCCAAGAUCAUCUCGGCAGCCUUUGAGGAAAGACACCACGCGAAAACCGUUGGAGAGAUUAAGCAGUUUGUCUCACAGCUGCCACACAUGCAGGCAGCAAGAAGUUCUCUAGCAAACCACACCUCUAUUGCAGAACUCAUCAAAGACAUCACCACAUCUGAAGAUUUCUUUGAUAAUUUAACAGUGGAACAAGAGUUCAUGUCUGGAAUAGACACAGACAAGGUUAACAAUUAUAUUGAAGACUGCAUAGCUCAAAAACAUCCAUUAAUCAAGAUCUUGCGUCUUGUUUGCUUGCAAUCUGUAUGCAAUAGCGGACUGAAGCAGAAGGUUCUGGACCAUUACAAAAGAGAGAUUCUCCAGACAUACGGCUAUGAACAUAUAUUGACCUUAAACAACCUGGAAAAGGCUGGACUUCUGAAACCUCAGACAAGUGGUAGGAAUAACUACCCAACGAUCAGAAAGACCCUGCGCUUAUGGAUGGAUGACGUUAAUGAACAGAACCCCAACGAUAUCUCGUACGUGUACAGUGGCUACGCGCCGCUGAGCGUACGCCUGGCACAGCUACUGGCUCGGCCAGGCUGGCGAAGCAUAGAGGAGGUUUUAAAGAUGCUGCCGGGUCCCCAUUUUGAGGAGAGGCAGCAGUUACCUACUGGCCUUCAGAAAAAGCGUCAACACGGUGAGAACCGAGUCACUCUGGUGUUCUUCCUUGGAGGUGUGACAUAUGCAGAAAUAGCUGCACUGAGAUUUCUGUCCCAAAUGGAAGAUGGAGGCACAGAGUACGUCAUUGCCACUACAAAACUGAUCAAUGGAACAAGUUGGAUCAAAUCCUUGAUGGAAAAACUGGAGCCUGCCCCUUUCUAGGGUCUGUGGUAAGAGACAGUGAGAGGCUCACAGACACAUGACUUUCUGGUCUUCUGGCAUGGCUGCUUGAACGUCAGAGAGACGACAGUGAAAGAAAUACUAGUGAGACCAGCUCAUGGUGCAGUUACCCUUGGCCCUCUCUGCACUUGUGUUCCUAUGGUUUGUGGAACUUCCUAGUAGACAAGUGGUAUUGAAAGGCACUAAUGAUGAAACACACAACGAGAGAAAGGGUUCAUGGUCUGAACUAGCCAAGAAGCACUGGGGGUGCAGGAAUCUGCACCAGUCCUUGUAUUUGGCAAAUUGCUUCUUUUUUUUUCUUUCAGUUUAGGGAUGUGAUCACUUCGUUUUACCCUCUUGAGAUGCUGAGGAGGCAGGGUAUUUUCUGUUCCUUAUUUCAUAACAAUAUUCCUAGUCUGUCUGUCUAUCUCUGGUGCCUGAUACAUGCCAGCAGUGCACUGGAUCUGUUUGUCUCUGAGAUCUGUACUCGGCUGUACCCAGGGGUCACUUUCCUGCUCAUCUUUCUGAUGAAAGCCAAGGAACUUGUGCUUCCCCCCAGCUUCAGCACAUUCACGUCACCAGGCAGCAGCAAGGGCCAGGCCACCACAGCUAAACCUGCUCACAUCCUUGACAGCUGAUUGUACAAUGGAAAGAGAUCUGCUGUAAAGGGGAAGCAGUCGUUUUUUGCCGUGUCUCAGGCAUCCAGAAUAGGAGCUGCUGAGCCUGCACUGUAACAAGCUGUCUGUUACAGUUAGUUGCCUGUAGGCCACACUCAAGUCCCCUGUCUUACAUGCUUUGGCCAAGGCACUUGUUGCGUUUCCUGCCACAACAGCUAAACCUUCGACUGUCCAUGCACACAUCUACGGCACUGACUACAAAUAGAACCGACUGUGCCCAAAUGAAGAGGGAGAGGCUUGAGCCUUUUGCUUCAAUUGCUCUCUGAAAGGAUCAGUGUGAGGUGACUUGUUUGUCCUAGGUACACCCACCUGACUCUGGAAAGCUAUUCCAGAGCACGAAUUACAUCAGUGUGGCAAGAGUUUGUUUGAAGAUACACAGACACUCCCUGCAUGGGACUCGGGCCAUAAAUAGCUACAUCAGCGACCCAGUAAACAGCAGGUCUAAAACAGACACUGUUUUCACCCCCUGUUCAGUUUAUAAACUGUGAUACUUGCUGCCACAAGCUGUUGUAGAGCUCAGAAUUAUAAAAUGGAAUUUUCCAUGGCCUUAGUGGCUGGGCCGUUAGUGCUGCUGAGCCACUGUAUGCAAGAGGCAGCUUCUGGCUCCGGAAGCCUCAGCCUUGCUAAUUGCUAGAGGCUGGGAAGGCAGAGCAUGGGCCACUGCUCGUGCCUGUGCUGCUGCCCCUCAGCCCUUUCGCUGGUCGCUGUCACUGUAUUCACAGGCUUUAACAGCAACCACUGGGGACUGUGUUUCACACUGCAUUCCAGUCUUAAAGAGUUAAAAAUUACCUAUAAAAAUAACUGCUUGCUCAUUUACCAAGUAUUUCCACUCUUAGUUAUCUGCAUAACGCAUAAUAUGUGUGUCCCCCCAAAAAAACUUCAUUUUUCCAAGUUGUUACAGUUAUGACUGUGGGGUUUGGUCUGUUGUUUUGUUUUGUAAGAGUGCCAAAUCAGACCCUUCACAGAGCCCCUCUCUCUGUUUAACUCUAGUUGGCUUAUUAGAGUAAAAAAAAAAAUGUAUUUGGUCUUUUUGUUCUGAAAGUGCUUGCUCACUCUUUUUGUCUCUGGACUACAAAAAUAAAUAAAAUAAAUCCCUGUGCUGUCAUAACUGCAUCCUUCUCCCCCUGCCCCAGGAAAACAGAAUUACUUACCUCAAAACCAUUUUUCCAACAUCUGGAUGUUUUUUCUUUAAGCACAAAUUACAUUCUGUUCUGCCAUUUAACAUACUACAUCAGAAAUAUUUAUGGGAUUUCUUGAUGUUUAAAGAAAAAUACAUUUUUAAUCAUUUGAGACUUUACUUCAGGUGGGUAAGCAACUUGCAGGCUUGUCUUACAAAAGCAAAACAUGCUGCAACUUUGACAGUUAGGCAAGCAGCAAAGGUGAAUUGCCUUGCUCUACAUUGUUUCUGCUGUUCCACCAUGAAGUAGGUGAUUUCACACUAUUUAGAAAGAAAAUCAGAUCAAAAGUUGAACAUUAUUGUGCAGAAAAACAAGAAACAAUGUGAGUCAGUGCAGUCCCUACAUGGUGUCCUUGGCUUGGCCUUGAGGGUUUUUAUAUUAUCACAGUUUACAGUUAUCCCAGUUUACAGAUCUUUCUUUGUUUUAAAUCUUAACAACUGAACUAAAUGCAAGGAAACGCACAGCAGUACUCAGGCUGGUUGGUGAACUAAGCUCAUAACACGCGAAAGCUACCCCACAAGGGAGUAAAGGAAACUAUACAAAGCGCUGAUUGAACAGCUUGCUUACCUUUUCACUUGGACCAGCAGAUGUAUGUGUGUUAAGAACACCAGAGGCAAAACUUAGUUAAAAAAUAGUUUACACUGGACACUUGGUGAGCUCUGAAUUACCAACACCACUCUGUCAAUUUUUUUGCAGCCUGCAGCUUGCACCAUAACCAAACUAGAGCCAUGUAGCCUCUCAAACUAGACAAAGUCUCUUCCUGGAACUAUUCGACAAUAACAAAAAAUAAAAGCCAUCUUGACGUUGAUUGAUUCUCUGGAGGAGCAAUUACUACUUAAUAGGCUUCCUGAGCAGCUUGAUUAUGUUCUGCUUCUGUCCAAAGCCUUGCUGACCAUGCGGGUAAUAAUUUGAUAACAAGAGAGCCUAAUUAAAUUACGGGGCCAUUUUCUACAUCAUAAUAUCUUUGUAGGUAAGAGAUUUGAUUUGCAGUACAUACUCUUCCUUCUCUCUGCUGUCUGCAUGUGUCUGGUUUACAAGCCAAAGGAAAAAAAGAAAACGUUACCCAACCUCUUCCCCAAAAAAAGACUUUCAUUUUUCACAUCUCAUUAUCGGAAAGCACUCCUGCUAAAAAUAAACCUAUAGCUUACCUCCCUCCUCCCCCACCAUGCUGCAAAGGAGCCGUAGCCCUUACUCGCUAAAAGGUAGGGAUGACUUCUUGGAUGGGCAGGGGUGAAGUGAGAGCAGUGAACUAGUGACAGUGCAGUGACCAGGCUGUCCCCAGCACUCACUGCUUUUUGGUAAACCAGCCUGACUUGGUCUGUGUCAUUCCAUCCCGUGCUGCUGAUCUGGGAUGAUCCCCAGCUCUUUGUGAGCAUCCUCCUCCUCAUGUGGCCCACAGGAGCACUGGGCUCUUAGAGAACAGAGCAAGAGGCACAACAGCGUUCUGAUAACUGCAGAAUAAAAAGUAUAAGAUGAACAACUCUUCACCAGAGUUAAAACCCCUACAUUUAAACAAAUGGAGAUUAUGACCUGGUAACAUUAAAGCCAUGGCUCUUAAACUCAGGAGCUACUGUUGACAAAAGCACUGUGGGGCAGGGGAGCUAUUCGGCACACUCCAUUCUGCUAUGCAGCACAGAGCGCAAAGGCGCUAUGUCAUGUAGUAAUCGGUCCUGACCACACCUAGUGCAUUAGUCCUCAUGUGGGCUGCAAACACAACCUCAUUACUCCUGGCCCCCGGAUGAGCAGCUCAGAACGGGAUCAAACUACAGCACAAACCGUCUGGAAGCCAGAAAUUCAAGGGACAGCUGCAGAACAAAACUAGAGGGAAAUAGGAACUUCAUGAAGUAGAGCCCAUCGUCUACCUGGCUCAGCAACCCAGGAAAGGACUCUGAACAAGCACACACAACCCCAACGUGACACUAACAACCUCCUUAGAAGGACCAGUGGCUAUUAACCCGCCUGAACACAGCCAUUUCUCCCCACAGCAGAGUCACCUCACCGGCUUUGCCGUCUCCUUGCUAAGAUUCAUCCUGUGUCCCUUCACUUAUAGACUGAGGAGGAGCACGGCCGCAGCCACCCCCAGAGAUCCUACCUGCUGCAGUAUGGGGACAGCCAUGCCCGACUCCUUCACCAUCCACUUCCUCAAGGUGCUGAAGGAGCUGCUGGCCUUCGUGCUCUUCAGUUACACCGUGCUGGUCGGAGCGCUGCUGCUUGCCGGCUGGACGACGUAUUUCUUGGUGCUUAAAUGAGAGCUUUUCUUCUGCUUCUGCAGCCACAGGCAACAGGCUCCACCGUGCAGCUCGUCCUGCGCAUCUGCUCGGCUCACAGGAUGGCAGUCCCUUCUUCCUGUGCCAACUCUGCAAGUGUUUUGUUUCGUUACUGCCUAAUCACGACUUUAUUUUCUUAUGCAAAAAGAAUAAAAAGAAAUUUUAAAAAGUA